UGGCACAAAAGAAGCGCUCGCAGGCGAGCACAGGGACUGUCUGUCUCUUAUUACAUCAGGGGGGGGACACGUUUUGCACCUUGCGCGCCGUGUAAGAAGACUCACCAAGAGUCGGGAACACAUGGAAUUUGAGUUGUAGAAACUUACUUUUAGUUGCACCUGUAACUGCGGAGAACGGUCCAGUGAUGCGGAUGCGGUCAUUACGCUGCGGAGCUGUGCAAACCUCGAUGCUUGACUGUGAAUCGGGAAUUUAAAGGCGUUUUGUUUUUCGUUAAUUUCCCUCUUAUUUAUUGUCUGAACAGUCACAUGACGCAAAGUUUUGCUUGGAGUCCAGGUUGGUGAGACCGUGCGCCUGCCAAGUGGAGUCUAUUUGCUGAUCACUCGCAAGGAAACAUGAACGUCUCCUUCUUCGACGUGACCCAGGGCGCACUGUUUAACGGGAGUCAGACCCUCGCCGGAACUCUGGCCACAUACUACGGCAACGGCACCAGCAACGUAGUGACCGGCGACGGCGGAGGGUCGCUCGUGCUGCUGCAAGAGGAGCGCAAACUAUUUGUCAUGCGGGUGGUGCAGAUCGCGGUGCUGUGCGUGCUGUCGCUCACCGUCAUGUUCGGUAUAUUCUUCCUCGGGUGCAACCUGAUGAUCAAAUCGGAGAGCAUGAUUAACUUCCUGGUGAAGGACCGCAGACCCUCCAAAGACGUGGAGACGGUCAUGAUCGGCCUCAGCUAGAACAGGAAGAGCAGGUGCAGCGGGGAAGUGAUGGAGCGGGGAUUCGGGAUGAAGAUCAGGUGCGCAUUUCCAACCGCAGCUCAAGAUCUGCAUCUGCAUGUACUUCAGAGACGUUCCCUCUGAGCCCCGGUGAGGACAAAUAUGCAAAACCUUCACUUUUGCUUCCGAAAAUGACCACAGGAAACGGGUCCAGCGACAAAUGUCCGUGCGUAAAGUUUGUGCGUAAAAGACAGCCAAUUGUUUACACGUGGGCCGGUCUGUUGAAUCUUUGGAGUGAAUUUAAUAUUGCCAACUUGAACAAAGUGACGAAAUGUUUACAAGCUGUUACCUCAUUUUUUUGUGAAGUUAGUUCCCUUUGGUUUUGUAAAUUUGAAAUGAUUGUUAAUGAAUGUUUUUAAACUGUCAAAAAGCAUGAUUGUGAAUUCUUAUAGUUCCACGCAUCUGCCAGUGUUCUCCGUGGACUUGAUGGAUAUAUGGGUAAUCUCUAUACAAAGUAUUUUUCUCGGUCUCGUUUGGUAACUACUGAAAUCUUGCACGUUUUCCAACAGACUCCAUCUCAGCUUUAUGGAGUGAUUCUGGUCCUUCUUGGCAUGCUCGCUAAUUGAUCUGUAGUGAUUUUU
Hippoglossus stenolepis (Pacific halibut) is the source of this 1349-nucleotide messenger RNA. RefSeq names its product reprimo-like (gene rprml). The record is from RefSeq and is a predicted model, not a curated record. The coding region runs from base 394 to 729 and encodes 111 amino acids. Lineage: Eukaryota; Metazoa; Chordata; Actinopteri; Pleuronectiformes; Pleuronectidae. The transcript has a single exon.